AUGAGGCCAGUUUGGGCUAUGAAAGCCAUAAUCGUCAUCGUAGUCACUUCGAUUCUCUUCCGUGGCGUUUGUGGUGCUAACCACACUGUCGGCGGAGCUUCCGGCUGGGAUCUCAAUUCCAAUAUGCACGAGUGGUCUUCAACCACUACCUUCAAUGUCGGUGAUGAUCUCGUGUUUUCUUACACGCCGUUACAUGAUGUGGUGGAAGUGAACCAUCAAGGCUACGACACGUGUACGAUAGUAAACGCAAUAGGGACGUACAAUACCGGAGAAACAGUGAUCCAUCUCACCUCAGAAGGAACCCGUUACUUCGUCUGUGGGAGAUUGGGCCAUUGCCAACAGGGCCUCAAACUCGAAGUCCGAAUUCCGAUCAAAUCCAACAAUAACGGAACUGAUGAUAAUCAAAACCAACCCGGCGGUGCUCGGAGAAAUCCAUCUCCACCUCGUUUUCCUCCGCGUAAUCCUCCACCACCUCAUAAGUUUUCUACUAGUCCUUCAGAUGCACCUCCUGAUGCACCUGUUGAAGAGCCUUGUGAUUGUUCCUCUGCAGGGGAGGGUCGUUGGGUUGUGCCAUUGGUCAUCUUAGGUUUGUCCUUGUCUUCUUUGUCUUUGCCCAUUUGCAUCUCUUAG
This is a messenger RNA of Lathyrus sativus (Indian pea), 630 nucleotides long. The record is from the annotation of a GenBank genome assembly. Lineage: Eukaryota; Viridiplantae; Streptophyta; Magnoliopsida; Fabales; Fabaceae.